Messenger RNA from Staurois parvus, 335 nucleotides. The record is from the annotation of a GenBank genome assembly. Lineage: Eukaryota; Metazoa; Chordata; Amphibia; Anura; Ranidae.
AUGCAGACUGCUUCUACAAACAUUUGUGAAAGACUGUGCAAUAAGUCCAUCCGUGACAUUUCCUGGCUACUAAAUAUUCCACGGUCAACUGUUAGUGGGAUUAUAACAAAGUGGAAGCAGUUGGGAACAACAGCAACUCAGCCACGACGUGGUAGGCCACGUCAAAUGAUAGAGUGGGGUCAGCACAUGCGGAAGCGCUUAGUGCACAGAAGUCACCAUCUGCAGAGUCAAUAGCUAAAGACCUCCAAACUUCCUGUGGCCUUCAGAUUAGCACAACAACAGUGCGUACAGAGCUUCAUGGAAUGGAUUUCCAUGGCCGAGCAGCUGCUUCUAAG